Messenger RNA from Penicillium longicatenatum, 471 nucleotides. RefSeq lists its product as uncharacterized. Bases 1 to 471 code for a protein of 156 amino acids. The transcript has 2 exons. The record is from RefSeq and is a predicted model, not a curated record. NCBI's taxonomy places the organism in Eukaryota, Fungi, Ascomycota, Eurotiomycetes, Eurotiales, Aspergillaceae.
AUGGGGACCCGCGCAACAAUCUUCGUGGACCCGGCUAUAUUCGAGCGAAAAUGUGUUGGCCAUGUCCUGUGUAUCAUUGGCCAAGAGGGCACCCAGAUCUGCGGCAUCGCGGAGUUGGAGAUCCCCGGAGUUAAGGUUAGACUCUGCCACCAUGAGUGCUGUACUCACGGAGCGGUUGCUGGGAGUUGCCGUGAAGUCCGUGACAGAGCCGUUCACGGCAGUGUAUUUGACAUCGUACACGGUGGUAUUGCAGAAGAAAAGAUAGCCGACGCCACCGAACUCCUGCGCGAUGACCCCCGGGUCAUUACGCUGGAUGAGCUGGAGGGCAGCAGCGGAGGAAGGGUCUGUGAAUCCUCCAAAUCCGAUGUAGAAUGGGUUGCUGAUUGUUUCAUCCGACGAUGUGGCGUUUUGGGUGCCGGUGGCGUCGGUAAAAUAAUGCUUGGAGAAGUCCUCGCGGGGGCCAUUCACUAA